GUCACCAGUAGUGAGACAGAGACCAGAGACAGAGUGAGAAAGGAUCAUGCCAAUCCUUCCUUUGGUCGUUGGGGCUGUAAUGCUCGUUGUACUCGUGGCAGGACUACUCAAUUACUUUGGCAACAGGGUUGAGCAUGCCUGGUACGUGAGUUUCGUUGCAUUCAUCUCCUGGUUCUUUCCUUUCUCAAUCGUCUUCCUCGUACCUUUGGACCUUUCUUCGACAUUAUGGCGAGAUUGUAAGGAAGAAGACAUGUGUAGAGAACCAUUCUUUUAUGUCUCGAGUGAAUUUCUUAUAGCGGCCUGGAGAACGAUUUACUGGUGCAGUUUUGUGCUGACAUGGGUGAUGAUCCCAUUGUUGCAGGAAUAUUCACAGUCAGGAGAGUUCACGGUCAUGAAGCGAUUCCGACAUGCAAUUCGAUAUAAUAUCAUUUACCAACUGAUUAUCGGAUCGAUUGCAUUGUUGGGUCUGAUCUAUGUCUGGUAUUCACAAGGAUCUAGCAAUCUGAGAGCCUAUAUCAUGGCCUUGUCCAACAGUUGGGGUCUGAUCCUAGUGAUUAUCUUUAUGGGUUAUGGAAUGGUGGAUGUACCGAGACGACUAUGGCAUAAGGGCGAUAAUGAGCGUGAAUUGAAGCGAAUUGCAUUCAAGGCCAGUGCUAUCAAAGAUAAGAAGCAGGAUACAGAGGACGACGUCUAUAAAGUCGCCAAGGAAUUGUCUGUAGUCUGUCACAAGGUUCAGUUGUCAGAUCCACUUCGUCCAUAUGUGAAUCAGAUGGUAGAGGAUUUUCCAGUCGUACGAGGCGUCCAGUUUGAGUCGAGCAGGACAGUUUCGCCUAUUCUAUCAUCUCAGAACCAGAGAGGAGGAGGGACGACUGAUCUAUUGAAUGCUGCUGAUGGUGGUGCAGGGUCGGGAGGCAACUAUCUAUUGGGUAUCUCUUCUAGAAUGGGAGGAACCCAUGGACGAAAAAAUCCUUCGGAGGGAUUAAUUCCCCAAGUGAUCACGGAAAAGUAUCUUGCAGACUUGCACGCUAGGAUCAAGAGGGCAUUAAGGAUGAAAGACCGAUGGACAGCGAUUUGGCAUGAUCUGCUCAAAGCUGGAUUCUUGGCACAAGAUAUUCAAGAAAAUGCAGAUAAUCCAGAAAAAAAAUUUCGUUCGACCUUGCGACCAUUGAUAUCUAAAUCAAAGGAGCGGUUGUUAUCAUUUGAAUGGCAUUGGUACCUGAGAAUUCGUCCGAUCCUGUUACGGUCUCUAUCGGUGCUUUGUGCGAUCUUGUCACUGUUGAUCGUAUGGUCCGAGAUGACGUACCAAAGUAUCAACCCUAUCCUGAGCGUCAUUGGGCUUUUGGUGCAAUUGUCACGCGAUCACAUGUCCUACGGAGCUAUUGAGGCUAUCAGUUUCUUUAUAAUGUUGUACAUGUGUAUAUGUGCCUAUACAACUCUCAUGAAGAUGAAGUUGCUUAGCAACUAUGUUCUCGUGCCUAACCAUCACACGGAUGAACCAACUUUGCUCUUUAUCGGAUCUUACCUCUGUCGUCUGACGUUCCCAUUGGUCUAUAACUAUCUCACCAUUUCAGCUGUUGGCAAGGAGGACAGCACAGAAUUUCAAGCUUACAUGGGAAAGAUCGACAUGAUUCCGUUGUUGGGCGAGUUCAACUAUUACAUGCCAUAUGCGAUCUUGGUGCCGACAUUGAUCACACUAUUCAACGUUUUUGCAAAGAUGUUUGCGCUCUGCACUAUCUCGGAUCAUUUCUUCAACAAUGAUGAUGAUGAUGGCGGCAUUGGUGGGGAUCUUGAAGAAGGAUUACAAGUCCUUAAAGAUGCUCGCAGAGAUGAAGAGAGACUAUUGCUGCCAGAUCGAGUUGGAUUGAACAGAGACUUUACGGCAAGGCGGGGAGCAGCUUUUGAGUCCUACAACAAUAACAAGAAGCGUAGAAGGGGCGAAACACCAGUGCAUAGCAUACUAGGUAAUGAAGGCUCCAGUACGAACGUAUGGAGAGAUCUCAGACCUCAUCCUAGCAGCGGAGCAAAUCAACGGGCCUUCCAGGACCCAUACUAUGAUGAUUCGACAGAUGAAGAUGAAUCACACUUGAAUAAUCUAUCGGGAGGUUACGGUCGUCGAGAAUCACUCGAUCCCUAUGCCGUCAUUUCACGAAGGAACUCAUUUGAUGGAACUUGGCCUUAUCACCAUGGUAAUCGAGGUCCACUUGGGGGAACCGCAUCAAACCGGAGUUCACAUAGGAAUUUGAGCCAUUUCAGUAGUGGUAACCAUGCACAGCAACAGCGAGUACCAUUAUCUUCAAGUAAUCCCGGGCCGUUCAAGACUUUUUGGCAGAAGCUGAUUAAACCCAAGCAGGCCAUAGCAUUAGGUGGGCCCACGGGGGUAAGAACCACUGACCCUAUGGACAGCGACAGUGCUAGAUCAAGUAUUGAGAGCACAGGCCAUAACGAUUACCAUCAACAACGCCAUCAACAGCAACAGCAUCCGUAUCCGCAUCAUCCCCACCAUUCAUCACAGCGAGGUAGUCAUCGUCCGGAAAGUAGGAACACAUUAGGAACCUCAGCUACAUCGUCUCGGACAGGGCCUGCAUUGAUGUUAUCAUCCCAACAGCAGCCAUCACAUUAUGGUCAUUAUGGCAGGUCGUUACAAGACGAUGAUCGAGAUCGGGAACGAUUGCUUUCUAGCAACGAUACCAGAAUGCUAUCCAGUGGAGGUGGUGGCAGCGGUCGGAAUAGUGCGUACUCAUCAAGAACUGUGAGUCCACAGGGUAGGGUUGCAGCGGGACCGCUCUAUCAGUAUCAACAACAACAACAACAAGCAAUAGGCGGCAAUAGCGGUGGUAGAAAGAGUCGGCCAAAUAGUCGAGUGUUUGGAUCUAAUAUUCCAAUUUCCGGGGGAGGAACAGAAAGAGGAAAUGGGAACACUCGAUCUGUUCCUAGUAGCCACCGUCAAGCAAGUCCAUUGAUCCACAUUAAUGAUGAGGAUGGUUGAUUAGAGCA
Lobosporangium transversale is the source of this 2994-nucleotide messenger RNA. RefSeq names its product LMBR1-like membrane protein-domain-containing protein. Gene Ontology annotation, cellular component: membrane. Bases 47 to 2986 code for a protein of 979 amino acids. The transcript is spliced from 11 exons. NCBI's taxonomy places the organism in Eukaryota, Fungi, Mortierellomycota, Mortierellomycetes, Mortierellales, Mortierellaceae. The record is from RefSeq and is a predicted model, not a curated record.